Molecule: messenger RNA, 6614 nt
Organism: Loxodonta africana (African savanna elephant)
Lineage: Eukaryota; Metazoa; Chordata; Mammalia; Proboscidea; Elephantidae
Gene: PIP5KL1
Product: phosphatidylinositol-4-phosphate 5-kinase like 1
Exons: 9
Coding region: 732-2078 (448 amino acids)
Biological process (GO): phosphatidylinositol phosphate biosynthetic process
Cellular component (GO): plasma membrane
Molecular function (GO): 1-phosphatidylinositol-4-phosphate 5-kinase activity
Source: RefSeq, a predicted model, not a curated record
GCGGUCAGAGCCCGGGAAGCUGCUGCGCGGGCGAUGGCUGCGCCGAGCCCGGGGCCACGCGAGGUAGGUGCUGACCCGAAAGAGAAAGGAGAGGGAAGGGUUCGGGGGCAGGCGCCGGCCCACCCCAUCCAUAGCGGGGCGGACACUCCCCCUAUCCGAACCAGGGAGGGGCCCUGCACUGGGUGAGGUCUAGGACACGCCCCAUUGUGGGCCGCAGGUAUCGAGGAGGGGCUCUGACAGGUAGCCCCCGAUAACUUCCUCAAUUUCCUCACUGGGAAAAUGGAGAUGGUAAUAAAAGCCCCUCCCUUAGAGGGCUGUUAGGAGGUCGAGCUUGCAGACAGUGCUGGGCACGUGGUGGGUGACCACUACUACUAAUGGGUCAGUUGGUAUGAACUCAGCCUGGUGCUGACCCUCGGCUCUGAGCCUGGCCCACACUAGCAACUCAGCACAGACGAGUGGAAUAGAUGACUAAGCCACCAGCAUCACAGCUCCUAUUAUCUAAGGUUCCCGUGCAAAGAGCUCAAACUCAACAGUAACAACAGUUGUAAUACCUGCCUCGAAGGAGUUUUUAGAAUCCCCAUUUUACAGAUGAGAAAAUGAGGCACAGAAAGGUUAAAUGACUUACCUAAGGUCAUACAGCUGGUGAGAGGCCAGUCUUUGACUGCAGAACUCUACCUACUGAUAAUAAUACUAAUGGUAAUAACCAUCACUCUGUUUUGGGUUCUGACUGCAUGCCAGGCACUGUGCAGCCCCUGGAAACACCUUAUCAGUUUGGCACCAGCAUUAUCUGUAUUUUACAGCUGAGGAGACUGAGGCAGACAGAGAUGAGGGGAAGGCUCAUGAGUAGUGGAGGUGGGAUUCGAACCUGGGCUGUCCAAAGCCUGGGUCUUGCUUCCUGUACCUCCUUCCACCAGGUCCUGGCCUGCUCCCCAGAAGCUGGACGCAGAGCAGCUGCUGCCUCAAGCUCCAGCCGCCGUGGCCUCCUCUGGCGCUUGAGAGACAAGCAGUCACGUCUGGGCCUGUUUGAAAUCAGCCCAGGCCAUGAGCUGCACGGGUUAAUGUGCAUGAUGCAGGCAGGGCUGUGGGCUGCCACCCAGGUCGCCAUGGACCACCCACCCACGGGGCCGCCCAGCGAGGAGGAUUUUUCAGAAGUCCUGACCCAGGUUCAUGAGGGCUUCGAGCUGGGCACCCUGGCGGGCCCGGCCUUCACCAGGCUGCGCCGCUCUCUAGGCCUGGCUGAGGAGGACUAUCAGGCUGCUCUGGGCCCUGGCGGCCCCUACCUGCAGUUUCUCAGCACCUCCAAGAGCAAGGCCAGCUUCUUCCUGUCCCAUGACCAGCGCUUUUUCCUGAAGACACAACGGCGCCAGGAAGUGCAGGCGCUGCUCGCCCACCUGCCCCGAUACAUGCGGCACCUGCAGCGGCACCCGCACUCGCUACUCGCACGGUUGCUAGGAGUGCACAGCCUGCGAGUGGCGCAGGGGAAGAAGAAAUACUUCAUCAUCAUGCAGAGCGUCUUCUACCCGGCCGGCCGUAUCUCCGAGAGGUAUGACAUCAAGGGCUGCGAGGUGAGCCGCUGGGUGGAGCCAGCCCCCGAGGGCAGCUCUGUCGUCCUGGUGCUGAAGGACCUCAACUUUCAGGGCAAGACCAUCGACCUGGGGUCCCAGCGGAGCUGGUUCCUCCGCCAGAUGGAACUGGACACCGCCUUCCUCCGGGAGCUCAAUGUGCUGGAUUACAGCCUCCUGAUGGCCUUCCAGGGUCUCCACGAGGAUGAGAGGGGCCUGGGCAGCAGUCUCGUCUUCCGCAUGGCCAGGUCUGUGCAGGGGACACCGAGCCCGGAGGAGCUGAGAGCCCAGAAUCGCCGGCUGCUGCCUGACGCCCCCAACGCCCUACACAUACUAGACGGGCCUGAGCAACGCUAUUUUCUGGGCCUCGUGGACCUUGCCACAGUCUACGGGCUCCGCAAGCGGCUGGAGCACCUGUGGAAGACGCUGCGCUACCCAGGACGGACCUUCUCCACCGUCAGCCCAACUCGCUACGCCCGUCGUCUCUGUCAGUGGGUAGAGGCGCACACUGAGUGACCAGAGCCUGGCCACACUCUCCCUAUCUGGACAAUGGGAGCAAGCCAGGAGCGCUGAUUCCAGCCAGGGCGGGCAGCAGGGCUGGCUCCCCUUGCCUGCUGUCCCUCCCUCCUGAUGGCCACCAGAGAGCAGCAUCCCCUAACUAAUACUAUAACAACACCACCCCAUUAGAUGGUGAUGCUGUGACAGGCAUUGUGCCAAGAACUCCCCUACACUAGCUCAUUUAAUCCUCAAAAAAUGCUAUUAUUAUUCUCUUUUUACAGACCAUGAAAUGGAGGCUCGGGGCUGAAGAACCUGAGCAAGAUCAUUCAGCAAUAAAUGCUGGAGCCAGGACUUGAACCCAGCCAGGCCUUUUGAAUUCAGGAGCCUGUAUUCUUAACCACCAGCUCCCCAAACCCUGUCCUCAUGCUCUGGGGAAGAGGGGAGGCCAGAGGCUCCAAACUCCUUGUCCAGAUGGGGAAACUGAGGCCCAGAGACUUUAAGGGGCUUACCCGUGGAUAAGCUGCAAGCCAACCAAGAACCCAGGCCUCCUGCCCCCCUGCCCCCCUGCCCCGGAUCAAUCCCCCCUAUUGGAUGGCUCACUUCACUCCAGCUCUAGGAAUGCAGCGGGGAGAAGGUAGCGUAGUGGGGGUGGAGAGAGUCUUGGGGUUCUGGGGAGCGUUCUGUUAGAGUCCCCUUGAUCUUAAGUGAGAGCUACUGGUCUCACCCUCCGAUCUGCCCCAACUCUGUGCAGGGGACACUGAACCCAGAGGAGCUGGGAGCCUCACUUUUCUCAUGUGUGAAAUGGGGCAGGAGUUGGUGGUCAGACCAAGUGCCCUGGCCAACAGAUAUCACAGGGAGUAUAAGCAUGAAGUGCCUGCGAAGGCCCUGAUUACUCAUUUUCCCCUUCUCCAGGGAACUCCAGCCCAGCCUCUGACCCCAUCUAGUCUGACCACACCCAAGCGGGCUCUUCCUCCAAAGCUGCUCUGAGGCCCGGCUGUGUGACCAGGGCAAGGUGCUAAACCUCUCUGUGCAUCACUGUUCUAAUCUGUAAAAUGGAAAGGAUGAAAACGAACCUCAUUAGCUCAUUAAAUAUAUAUUGAACACCUGUCACAUGGCGGGCCCUCUGCAGGGCAAUGCGACAUGUUGUUGAACAAGAUGGACAGACUCCACCUUCUCAGAACUCGUUAUCUGGGGUGACAGUGACAAAAACAACCUGGCAUGACAAUGCCUCAUGAAGCUUUGCUGGGUGGUGUUGGGGAAAGGGGCUCUCAUCUGUAAACUGAGACCAGAAGAGUCAGACAUCCCUGGGAGGGUUCCAGGUUGAGGGCAGAGCCAAUGCCUGGGGUGAGAGAAAGCGUGGCAUUGGAGAGAAAGAAUUUCACUGCGGCCAGUGUGCAGAGUGGGAGGGGACAGUGUGGUGUGGGUGGGGGCUGUGUCAGCUGAGAGCUGCCCCCUCGCCCCGGACUGGACAAUUCAGAAACUUGGGAAAGCCACUUAGUCAUACCAAAUGCUGCCAUGCCAUUGGCCUUGAGUUACCCCCAAAGAAAAAUGGCUGAUGGGUAAGGGGGCGGAGAGGGAAGGCUUAUGCUGUAGGCUGCUGGGAUUUCCUAUUGUCUGGGUGACCUUGGGCAAUUAACCUCUCUGAGCUGACACAACAAAAGGGAAAAUUUCUUGUUCUGGCGCAGCAGGAAGUUGAAACACCAAGUGCAUUAAGCUCAUCACUCUGCGUGGUAGGUUCCAUGGAAACUCAGGGGUGGCUGUGCCUCAAGGCAGGGACUUGGGUGGGGCCUCAGAUGUCCCUGUGGUCUGGAUUGGACAGGCUGAGUCAGAGCCCCAGAGUCCUGUUCUCAUAGACGGGGAUGACUCAGGCCUGUCUCCCCCCUUUGCCUCUCUAGCAGUGGGACUAGGCAGAGCCUGAGGCUAGAAAGGGAAAUGACUUAUCCAAGACCUCAUGGGCAUAGGACUUCUGACUUUCCUAAAUCCUUCAUUCAACAGACAUUACCUAGCACCUUGUGUGUGCCAGGCACUGUGCAGGUUUUGGAGGUGCCCGUGAGAACAUGUCUGGUCUGCUUUUUACCAUGUGGAACUUAAGAGUCUAGUGGUGGGUGGAUCAUAAACAAGGAAACCAAUGAAUACGCAGGUUGACAAAUGCAAUGAAGAAAAUAAAUGGAGGAUGUAGUGUUGGACAGGGUAGUUGGCAAGAGCCUCUUGAAGGAGAUGACAUUUGAGCUGACAGCUGAAUGACGAGGAGCAAGACAUGUGAGUAGAGCUGUCCAGGUAGAGGAAACAGAAAGAACAAAGGUCCUGGGGUGGGAAUGAAUUCCGUGUGCUUCAGAGGUCAGAAGGGCAGCCAAGAUGGGUGGAAGGUGAUGGAGAGGAAGGCAGGGCUCAGACUUUACAGGGCUUUGUAUGCUGGAGUAAGAAGUGCAGGCUUUUUUUUUUUUUGUAUUUUAGGUGAAAUUUUACACAAGUUAGGUUUGCAUUUAACAUUUUAUGCAAAUUAUUCCAUGACAUUGGUUACAAUUUUCACAAUGUCUCAGCAUUCUCAUUAUUUCCAUUUUGUUCUGUUUCCAUUGAUCUAGCUUCCCUUCCUCUCCUUGCCGUCUCAUCUUUGCUUUUGGAAAAAUGUUGACCAUUUGGUCUCAUAUAUUUGAUUGUUUAAGGCAGCACAUUACUCACUGGCAAUAUUGUUUAUUUUAUAGGCCAAUCUAUUAUUUGGAUUAAAAGGUGAUCUCCAGGAGUGGCUUCAGUUCCAAAUUCAAAGAAGAGCUUAGGGCAAUAAUCUUGUGAGUUCCUCUAGUCUCUGUCAGUCCAGUAGGUCUAGCCUUUUUCAGGAAUUUGAGUUUUGUUCUACAUUUUUCUCCCAUUCUAUCCAGGACUUUCUAUCAUAUCUCUGGUUAGAAUGGUCCAUAGUGGUAGUCAAGCACCAUCUAGUUCUUCUGGUCUCAGGUUAGAAAAGCUGUGGUUUGUGUGGGCUAUUAGUCCUGUGGACUAGUUUCUUCUUUGAGUCUUUGGUUUCCUUCAUUCUCUUUUGCUUGCUCCAGAUGAGUAGAAGCCAAUAGUUGUUGAAGUGUGGGCUUUGUCUGGGGCUGCAGGUCUUCCCACUCUCGGUUCUACUGUGGAUGUAUGAUUGUCAUCUGCUCUGGGAGACCAGGCCAUUUUGGCAUGCUCUUGUCUUCGAGUGACCCUAGCAAGGAAGGAGUUUUUUCUCUGGGAAAAGAAUCGUCACCUUACCAGCCAUUGUGGAUGAUGAAUGAAUCUGUUGUCCCCUUGGGGCUUAGCCUAUAAGGAGAGAAAUUUGAAGGAUGAGAACUUGGAUGAGGCUAGAGGGACCCUGGCUUGGGGACCCACUGUCUGUCUUGCCUUGUGUGAGUGAUGAGUCACAGACAAAGCGUGAGCUUGGACCACUGCCUCUGAGGUGCACCAGGCUGGGGCUCAAAGGACGUGGAGGGUUUGUGUUCAAAGGAGGCCCCAGGAGCAAGUUUGCUGCAGCAGGGCCCCUCCCCUGCUUUGCACAGGGUGGGGAGAAGAGCGCAGCCUGGACACUGGGCUGGAGGGUUUGGCUUUGGACCUGGAGCAGGGGAGCCUUGGAAGGCUGCCGAGCCAUGGAUGGGUGCUCUAGCAUUGUGCCCAUACCUAAGCCUCUGCAAAAAAAAAAGGAAAAUGGAGUUUGAAAUGAGAGCGGGUGCAGAUUAGGUGAGACUUGAAUGGAUGUAGCCUGGUUUCCCAGGCCAGGGCCCUGCAGAGGGAGGUGGGUGUGGCAGGGGUAGUUGGAUGAGCUUCUCUGGUCCAUACAGCAUUCUGUUAAAAAAACCUUUUAGGUGGGGUAUGUGCUCCCCACUUCACCAUCGGACCCACCCCUCCCUAUUGCCCUACAUCUAUGCUUUUCAAUUCUUUCUGCUACCAGCCUGGUCCCUGAAGGCACUGAGUUUGAGAUCCCUGAGGGACCCUGUCUGAGCCUUCGAAUGGGACACAUUUCAGCAUUUGCCAGGGCCCUGGUCUGGACCGGUGUGGAUUUUGUGGACACUCUGGCAAACGGCCUUUGGGAGGUGAAAGCAGGUAGUAAGAGCCCUGACCAGGGUUUGAAUCCGGACUGCCACAAGCUGCUCCUCCUAUGGGGCAGAUGCUAUUAUUAUGCCCACUUAAAAAACAAAAAGAAACGUCCUCCACUUGGUUUCUACUCACAGCGACCCUGGAGACGGCAGCCUCUGGGCUGCUGUGUGUGACAGAGCAGACCUGCCCCACAGGCUUCUCUUGGCUGUAAUCAUGGGAGCAGAUCAGCAGGCCUUUCUUCUGCACCACUACUGCGUGGGUUUGAACUGCUGACCUUGAAGUCAGUAGUCGAAGGCGAACCUUUUAGGCCACCCAGGGACCUUGCCUAAUGCCAAGCCACUGCUUGAUUUCUCUACCCAGCCCCCGAUUUCUGAGAUGGAGAAACUCAAGUACUGAUGGCCUGACAGCUACUGGGCCGCGGCCCCAACACCUUCCAACACUUUCCUCCGCUGUCCCCCAGGGAGAAAUAGCGGAAGGCCAAAAACAGGGAGGUGCUGGAGC